AUGUGGCGUGGUGUUGGUGUUGGUGGCGGUGGCGGUGGAGGAGGCUCGGGCCGCGCCACGCAUCCCCCUCCAGUUCGCGGCAGGUCGUCGAACCGUCCACACGUCGCCUCGAUGUCUCUACCCAACCAACACACUCCCGCCCACUCGGCCAGCCCGCAGGCCGCCCGCCACACACACUCCUCGCCCGACGCAAGGAGGCCCAACAACGCCGCUAACUGUUUACCUCUCAGCGAGGACGCCCGCCUCGUGCAUGACCGCCGUCGGCCGUGGGUCUCGCCCUCCUUGAAAGGAACCCGAGACGCCCUCGUCCGCCAGCGCCACAGGGCCGCCUCGCGACGUCCCCGCCACAGCGCCAGCGGCAGUCUCCUCCCACGAGGUCGUCGCCAGUGCCCGCCACUCUCUGCCACCCUCCCCCCGCCCCGCCACUCGCCUUGGACGCGCCAGACUACCCCCGUCGAGGCUCGCAGGAUACCCUCGAUGCGGCUCGAGGUCCGCCCAGGUGAGAGCUCCGAGCGCCGUGCCCUGGGAGACCCUGCCCCGGCCUAA
This is a messenger RNA of Penaeus chinensis, 546 nucleotides long. RefSeq lists its product as uncharacterized. The transcript is spliced from 2 exons. The record is from RefSeq and is a predicted model, not a curated record. Lineage: Eukaryota; Metazoa; Arthropoda; Malacostraca; Decapoda; Penaeidae. The coding region runs from base 1 to 546 and encodes 181 amino acids.